CUUCAAGCAUUCAGCUCUGUAACGGCUACCUUUAGCUGAGUUGUGGCCACAAUGCAGCAGGACCUACAGGAAGAUCUAACCAUACCUGGAGAAACAGAUGUCUUCUGUGAAGGAAUAUCUUCCAGGCUCCCAGAAAUCAUGUCAGUAGGAUCACAAUCAUUCUCCCCUGGAGGCCCCAAUGGCAUCAUUAGAAGUCAGUCCUUCGCAGGCUUCAGCGGUCUGCAAGAAAGACGCUCUAGAUGUAAUUCCUUUAUCGAAAAUUCCUCUGGGCUCAAGAAGCCCCAAGCAAAGGUGAAGAAAAUGCAUAACUUGGGACAUAAGAACAGCACCAUGCCCAAAGAGCCGCAGCCAAAAAGGAUGGAAGAGGUCUACAGGGCCUUAAAGAAUGGACUGGAUGAGUAUCUGGAAGUUCACCAGACAGAGCUGGAUAAGUUGACUACUCAGUUAAAAGACAUGAAAAGAAACUCCCGCCUGGGAGUGCUGUAUGAUCUAGAUAAGCAAAUCAAAGCAAUUGAAAGAUAUAUGAGAAGACUGGAGUUCCACAUUAGUCAGGUGGAUGAGCUGUAUGAAGCCUAUUGCAUCCAAAGACGACUCUGUGAUGGUGCCAACAAAAUGAAGCAAGCAUUUGCAAUGUCUCCUGCCAGCAAAGCAGCUCGAGAGAGUCUGUCUGAAAUCAACAGAAGUUACAAGGAGUACACAGAGAACAUGUGUACCAUUGAAGCAGAACUGGAAAGCCUAUUGGGGGAGUUUUGCAUCAAGAUGAAAGGUCUGGCUGGCUUUGCUCGUCUCUGUCCUGGAGAUCAGUAUGAGAUCUUUAUGAGGUACGGGCGACAGCGAUGGAAACUAAAAGGCAAAAUAGAAGUGAAUGGCAAACAGAGCUGGGAUGGAGAAGAAAUGGUCUUCCUUCCUCUGAUUGCUGGGCUGAUUUCCAUUAAGGUCACAGAAGUUAAAGGACUUGCUACUCACAUCCUGGUGGGAAGCGUGACCUGUGAAACAAAGGAUCUGUUUGCAGCCCGACCUCAGGUGGUUGCUGUUGACAUCAAUGAUCUUGGCACAAUAAAGCUGAACCUUGAAAUCAUCUGGUACCCAUUUGAUGUUGAGGACCUCACUCCCUCCACGGGAAAUGUGAACAAGGCAUCUGCUCUCCAGCGGAGGAUGUCUAUGUAUAGCCAAGGCACUCCAGAAACACCAGUCUUCAAGGAUCGCUCAUUCUUUAAAUGGUUGCAUCGUCCACAAGACAAGCUGCAGUUGACAGCUUUUGAUGCUCUGCAAGACACUUUCUUUGACAAGCUUCAGCGUAGUCGCUCUUUUAGUGACCUGCCAUCUCUCAGGCUGAGGCCUAAAGCAGGGCUUGAGCUCUAUUCCAAUUCACCAGACGACAUUUUUGAAAAUGGGAUGACAUCCAUUGAGAAGAGACCCCUCUCGUUCACUUUUGGUGAUGUGCCCUAUGAAGAUGGAGUUCCCCCAGCCAACUUGGAUUCUUCCUCAGCCACUGUCAGUUCCAAUCCUGAAAUUACUACAGAGCACAGUGCCCGCAAAUCCUUAAACUCAAUCUUGGACAGUACUAGUACAAACUCAUCCAUGAACUCCACACCUGAGUCAAAAGACUUCAAAUCACAGCUAGAGCACACACCAGUAAAUGAAAACAAGACAUUUUCAAGAGCUGUUUCUGAAGGUUGCCAAAAGCUUUCAGGUCCUGGAAAUGAUGCCCUCUUUAUAGAUACUAGUGUCCCUGUGUCUCUUCUCCAGGAUACAGACGAAGUGUCAGAGCUAAAACCUGUAGAACUGGACACGUAUGAAGGCAACAUCACUAAACAGCUGGUAAAAAGUCUUACCUCAGUGGAGGCUCCAGUGAUACCUGAAAGGCUGCAGUGUGAGGGAUCAAUAAGUGGGGAAUCAGAAGGAUAUAAGUCUUACUUAGAUGGAAGCAUAGAAGAAGCCUUGCAAGGGCUUCUUCUAGUACUUGACCCACAUAAAGAGCAGUAUAAGGAAUUUCAGGAACUGGACCAAGAAGUGAUGCAUCUAGAUGACAUCCUAAAAUGCAAGCCAGCAGUAGACCGGAGCAGGUCCUCCACUUUAAGUCUAACAGUUGAAAGUGCUUUAGAAAGCUUUGAUUUCCUGAACACCUCUGACUUUGAUGAUGAGGAUGGUGGAGGUGAUGAGGGUUGUAAUGGUGAAGGAGGUGCUGACUCAGUAUUUUCAGACACUGAAACUGAGAAGACUAGUUACAGGACAGAACACCCAGAAGCCAGAGGGCAUCUUAGCGAAGCUUUGACAGAAGACACGGGAGUUGGUACCAGUGUAGCUGGAAGCCCUCUUCCGUUGACCACAGGGAAUGAGAGUCUUGAUGUAACCGUAGUUAAGCAUUUGCAAUAUUGCACACAGCUUGUUCAGCAAAUUGUGUUCUCCAGUAAAGCUCCAUUCGUAGCAAGAAGCCUCCUGGACAAGCUGUCCAGGCAGAUCCUUGUGAUGGAGAACAUAACAGAGAUCAGUAGUGAAAAUCUGGGAAACAUCAACUCCAUCACUGAAGCAAUUCCAGAAUUUCAUAGCAAGCUAUCCUUGCUGUCCUUCUGGACUAAAUGCACUGGUCCCAUAGGGUUGUAUCAUACCUCUGCUGAUAAGAUGAUAAAACAGCUGGAUAUCAAUUUUGCUGCUGCUGUGAAUGAAGAAUGCCCAGGACUUGCAGAAACAGUAUUUAGAACCCUGGUGUCUCAGAUCCUGGACCGAACAGAACCGAUCCUCCCCUCCAGCCUGCAGUCAGAAAUUAUAACCGUCUUUCAGUAUUACCAUUAUUUUACCAGCAACAGUGCUAACGACCUGGGAAACUAUUUGCUACAGCUUGCAAAAGAAGCUGCAGUGGUUCAGAUGCUACAGUCAUUAAAAAAUGGAAAAUUGAAGCAAAAUAUUGCUGAAAUGACCUCUAGCAACCUUCCACCUCAGCAGGAAGUGCUGAGGGCUUUGGCUUUACUUCUGAUUGAAAACAAAAAUGAAAUCAGUGAGGCCGUGACAUUACUCCUGUCAACUACAGCAGAAAACAGGCACUUCAGAGAAAAGGCCUUGAUGUAUUAUUGUGAAGCAUUAACCCAGCCUAGUCUCCAUCUCCAGAAAGCAGCUUGCAUGGCACUGAAAUGCCUCAAGGCUACUGAAAGUAUUAAAAUGCUAGCCACACUCUGCCAGUCUGAGGAUGAAGAUAUCAGAAAAAUAGCAUCUGAAACUCUGCUCUCUCUUGGUGAAGAUGGGCGGCUGGCAUACGAACAGCUGGAUAAAUUCCCUCGGGAAUUUGUUAAAGUUGGAGGCCGUCGUGGGACUGAAGCUGCCACAGCCUUUUAGGUGCAAGAUAACUCACCUACCAUUUUCCAGUGAAAAAGACUGGCUUCAUUUACCAGGGUGGUGCUGUAAUUUAAACUGCCAGUA
Alligator mississippiensis (American alligator) is the source of this 3414-nucleotide messenger RNA. RefSeq names its product RHO family interacting cell polarization regulator 2 (gene RIPOR2). Bases 52 to 3330 code for a protein of 1092 amino acids. The record is from RefSeq and is a predicted model, not a curated record. Lineage: Eukaryota; Metazoa; Chordata; Crocodylia; Alligatoridae. The transcript has 23 exons.